AUGCCGGCUCCGCGGGGCCUCGGGGGCCACCCGGGUCCCGGCGCCCCGAGGUCUUUGUGCGGAUCGCGGCGCGGGAACACCCGCCCAGGGGGCCAGGGCCACGAUCGGGAUGCCAAAAACUCGGGAGAAACGCGGGCGCCAAGGGAGGAGACGACCCGCAGAAGCAAUGACUCGCGGGGGGAGAACACACGGUGUGCAGGGGACAUUGUUAGGCAGCGCUGCCCGGGCGCGCCGUGGGUUUCUCAGCCGCCGCCCCCACCGCGGGCCGCCGGCGCGGGCCCACGUGGAGCGGCGCGGCGCUGGACGAGCGCGCAGGGCCGCCCGGGUCCCCGGAGUGCGCGCCCCAGCUCCCCGCCGCGGCCGUUCACGCCCGAGCGCCGCCGCCGGUCCCGCGUGUGCCCCGCUGAGGGGGAGGGGCGGGCCAGGGGUGGGGGCGGAGGGGUUGUGGUUCCACUGCAGCGGGGGCUCCUGUGUCCUUGUGCGGAAAUGACACACGGAGUCCCGUCACGUCACGCGAGAGCGCAGCGCACGGACACACACAAAGAGAGGGGAAAAUACACGGCGCCCUCCCGCCGCCCCCAGCAACUCCCCGGGCCGCCCCGGCCAGGCCCUCCGCGCGCGGCCCCCGCUCUCCGGCCCCGCGCUCCCCCACCCCCCCACGUGGCGCCCAAACUCGGCGCGGGCCCGCUCUGCAAAGUACAGAACUCGCGUCCCAGGUAA
Molecule: messenger RNA, 720 nt
Organism: Lynx canadensis (Canada lynx)
Lineage: Eukaryota; Metazoa; Chordata; Mammalia; Carnivora; Felidae
Product: translation initiation factor IF-2-like
Exons: 2
Coding region: 1-720 (239 amino acids)
Source: RefSeq, a predicted model, not a curated record